UCAUAGGGGCAGCCUUUAAAUACAGUAUUGCUUCUCUGAUUUGUUAUGGUACAGUAUUUUAGCAAAUAUUUAAGUGAAGUUAAUAAUCAAAAAAACUGCAGAUGCUGGCAAUCUAAAACGAAAAUGGAAAAUGCUGUGAACAUUCAGUAAAUCAGGUAAUAUUUGUGGAAAGAGCAACAGUAAAGAGAUCAGGAUGAAGAUUAUUUAACAGAACUAGAAAUUAGCAAAAAAAGUAACUUUUAAAAUUACAGAAAAUUGCAGGAGACACCGACAAAUAGGUUAAAAUGGGAUAGUGAAUUAAAGUGAACUUUUAAUCUAAUGUACUGCGUUCCCCUACACUGGAAAACCAAGACAAAAUUGGAUAACCAUUUUACUGUGUUAACUUGUCAACUGCAAUCCUAAACUUGCAGUAGCUGUUCAGAUUUAGAUUUAUUUAUUACAUGUAUAUCAAAGCAUACAGGGAAAUGUUCCUCUAAUUCUAUAUAUCACUGCACUUUGACUUAAAUGUCUGGCAUCCUGUAUGAUAACAAAGCACAGCACAAAUUUGAGGAACAGCAUUUGAUCUUCUAUCUGAGCAUAUUGUAGCUGUUUGUACUCCAUCAAAUUCAGCAGUUUCAGAUUAUUUGUUUUUUUUUACUUUCUCUGCAUCAGAGUUGCCCAGUUUGCUGUCGGUCAUCUGUAUUAUUCAGUUUUUUGUUUUCCAGAGACUCUUUCUUAAUUUUUAUGUUCAACAGAAUUUGUUGGACAUUUCCUACAUGCCUUCACCAUUGUUUUGGGAAAUUUUAACCAGGCCAGUCUGAAAAAAUCGCUAAAUAACUAUCAUCAACAGAUCACUUGCAAUACCAGAGGAAACAACAUACUGGACCAUUGCUACACAAACCAUCAAGAAUGCCUACCUUGCUAUUCCACGCCCUCACUUCAGGAAGUCUGAUCACCUAGCUGUACUUCUACUCCCUGAGUAUAGGCAGACACUAAGGACUGCAGCACCAGCAGUGAGGACCAAGAAUGUAUGGACAAGGGACGCACAGGAGUGCCUACAGGACUGCUUUGAAUCGGUGGACUGGACUGUAUUCAGGGAUUCAUCUUUGAAUCUGGAUGAGUACGCUGCAGUUGUUACCGACUUCAUUAAAACCUGUGUGGAUGAGUGUGUGCCUACAAAGACUUACUGUACAUUCCCAAACCAAAAGCCGUGGAUGAACCAGGAGGUACGUCGUCUGCUAAAGGCUAAAUCUAUGACGUUUAUGUCUGGCAACCCAGGCCUGUACCAGAAAAUCAGGUAUGAUUUGUGGAGGGCGCUCUCAAGGGCGAAGAGACAAUUUCAAACGAGGUUGGAGGCAAUAUCAGAUGCACGGCAACUCUGGCAGGGUCACAUUACUUCCUACAAAGCGAAACCCAAUAGUAUGAAUGGCAGCAAUGCUUCACCACCAGAUGAACUCAAUGUCUUCUAUGCCCACUUUGAAAGGGAGAACCAAGCUACAGCUGUGAAGAUCUCUGCUGCACCUGAUGACCCUGUGAUUUCCGUCUCAGAGGCUGAUGUUAGACUGUCUUUAAAGAGAGAGAACCCUCGCAAGGCAUUAGUCCCCGAUGGAGUACCUGGUAAGGCUCUGAAAACCUGUGCCAAACAACUGGCAGAGUAUUCAAGGACAUUUUCAACCUCUCAUUGCUGCAGACAAUAGUUCCACGUGCUUCAAAAGGCAACGAUUAUUCCAGUGCCUAGGAAGAAUAAUGUGAGCUGCCUUAAUAACUUUCGCCCGGUGGCACUCACAUCGACAGUGAUGAAAUGCUUUGAGAGGUUGGUUAUGACUAGACUGAACUCCUGCCUCAGCAAGCACCUGGACCCACUGCAAUUAGCCUAUUGCCACAAUAGGUCAACGGCAGACGCAAUCUCCAUGGCUCUCCACACGGCUUUAGACCACCUAAACAACACAGACACCUACUUCAGGAUGCUGCUCAUCAAUAAUAGCUCAGCAUUUAAUACCAUCAUUCCCAAAAUCCUAAUUGAGAAGUUGCAGAGCCUGGACCUCUGUACCUCCCUCUGCAAUUGGAUCCUCAACUUCCUAACCGGAAGACCACCGUCUGCGGAUUGGUGAUAGCAUAUCCUCCUCGCUGACGAUCAACACUGACACACCUUAAGGGUGUGUGCUUCACCCACUACUCUACUCUCUAUAUACAUAUAACUGUGUGGCUAGGCAUAGCUCAAAUACCAUCUAUAAAUUUGCUGUUGAUACAACCAUUGUUGGUGGAAUCUCAGGUGGUGACGAGAGGGCAUACAGGAGUAAGAUAUGCCAACUAGUGGAAUGGUGCUGCAGCAACAACCUGUCACUCAACGUCAGUAAGACAAAAGAGCUGAUAGUGGACUUCAGGAAGGGUAAGACGAAGGAACACAUACCAAUCCUCAUAGAGGGCUCAGAAAUGGAGAGGGUGAGCAGCUUCAAGUUCCUCGGUAUCGAGAUCUCUGAGGAUCUCACCUGGUCCCAACAUAUCGAUGUAGUCAUAAAGAAGGCAAGACAGCGGCUAUACUUCAUUAGCAGUUUGAAGAGAUUUGGCAUGUCAACAAAUACACUGAAUAAUUUCUAUAGUUGUACCGUGGAGAGCAUUCUGACAGGCAGCAUCACUGUCUGGUAUGGAGGGGCUACUGCACAGAACCAAAAGAAGCUGCAGAAGGUUGUAAAUCUAGUCAGCUCCAUCUUGGGUACUAGCCUAUAAAGUACCCAGGACAUCUUUAGGGAGCAGUGUCUCAGAAAGGCAGCAUCCAUUUUUAAGUACCUCCAGCACCCAGGGCAUGCCCUUUUCUCACUGUUACCAUCAGGUAGGAGAUACAGAAGACUGAAGGCAUACACUCAGUGAUUCAGGAACCGCUUCUUCCCCUCUGCCAUCCUAAAUGGACAUUGAAGCUUUGAACACUACCUCAUUUUUUUUAAUAUAUAGUUUUUGUAUGAUUUUUUAAAAAUCUAUCCAGUUAUGUAAUUGAUUUACUUGUUUAUUUAUUAUUAUUAUCUUUAUUUUUCUCUCUGCUAGAUUAUAUAUUGCAUUGAACGGCUGCUGCUGAGUUAACAAAUUUCACAUCACAUGCAGGUGAUAAUAAACCUGAUUCUGAUUAUGAGUUCUGCUUUUCUUAGCUUUAACAUUAUUCUUUUGUGUUCUUUCUCUGUAACCUUUCUCAUUAACCUACCAACCAGGUGACAUUAUUGACAGCUAAUCAACCUUGGCAGUCCUAGCCUUGCUCUUUCAGAUGUAUUCUUCUUCCUAUCUAUAUCUCCCUAAUUUUAUCUGUAAAUGCAAUCUUAAUUGUUUUUUUCCCCUUUCUGCAAAGAUUUGAUCUGAAAAAUAACUGUUCUCUUUCUGCAGAUGGUGGUUGGCUUGCUCAUUGUUUCCAGCAUGUGUUUUUACUAAGUUGUAAACUGCAAUCCAUUUUUGUCAUUUUAUGCAAAAUUUGCACUGUUAAUUAGUAGCUAUUAAAAUAUUGUAAUAAUGUAAGAACUGCUUAAUAAUAUUAAUAAUAAUAAUAGGCUAAUUCUGCUUCACCAUACACACCAUACAUUCUCUUUGCUUAUAUUUGCAUUGUUCUUUUAAUUUAUUUUGGUUUCCAAAAGUGUGCCCCUUAUGGUAUGUCCUUUAUGACAGUGCAAUAUAGCUAAGUAGCAGCUUGGACUACUGAUUUUAUUUUAUGAAGAUGUGGAGGAAGGCCAUUUGGUGUAUCAGUCAAUGCCAGAUCUCAAAGCAAUCCUAUUCCCUGGCUUACUUGUGAUAACCUAUUCCUUUACAUGUUCAUUUAUUUACGUAUCUAAACCAUUAAAUCUUCAAAUCUAACCAUUAUAUAAGAAUCAUAAAACCACCAUUCUGAUGUUAAAUAUAUUUAAUUCAUUAACAUUCUUCAGCCAAAUAAACUGCCAUCCUUAUUCUUUUUGGCCUGAUAACAAGCCCAGACCAUCAUCAAUGUAGUUGAUACUUAAUUCCCUCUUGCAAUGGCCUAACUGCCCACCUAAUUCACCAAGGAGUUUGAGAUGGACAGUAAAUGCUGAGUUUGGCAAGUAAUACCAUUAUUCUGCAGGCAAGUUGCAAGCUCUCUUGUCUCUCGAGUCGGAGGAUCUGGAUGUGGGUCCCUGUGCAAGUGCUUAAGGAGCCAAAGAUCUAGACAGAUGCACCAGUGCAUGCAGUGAAAGUACCACGUCAACCAUGAAUAUAAAAAGCAGCCUCAUCUGGUCUCUCAGAGCCAUGUUUGAAGUUCACAUGAGGGAAAGGGAUGAUGGGAGUGUAAAAAUCACUAAUUUGUCUCCGGAGGCUGUGAAGGCAUUUCUGGAUUUUGCUUACACAGGGCACGCAGAGAUUUCUGAGACCAAUGUUGAAAUGUUCUUUCAGAUGUCUUCAUUUCUUCAAGUAUCAUUACUAGCUAAAGCCUGCAGUGACUUUCUUAUCAAAACCCUUGAUCUCACCAAUUGCUUACAACUUUUGUCUUUGUCUGAAAGUUAUGGUUCUACUGCUUUGUACAAUCAUGCUUUGUUAUUUGUAGUGCAGCAUUUUGCUCUGCUGUUAAAAUCAAAUGACUUUUUAGAAAUGAAUGCUGGACUGCUAGAAAAAUGCCUUGAAGCAGAUGCAUUGAAUGUCCCUGAUGAGGACACUGUUCUAGAUGCCCUUCUUCUCUGGACUCGAUAUGAUGCUGAUUCAAGAGAAAAACAUUUGCCUCAGCUGAUUAAUCUGGUAAGGUUGCAUCAGUUAUCCGAAGAAACCCUGGAGGAUUUUAUGAAAUCUGAAAGUUUAUUAGUAAAUAAUCCUAAAUGUAUAGAAUCCAUUGAUGAUGCUCUCAACAAACUUAAGGAGUUUAAUGGGCUCUUUCCUGAUGCAAGACCAUCUACAACAGAGAAAUACAUAUUUGUUCACAAAACAGAAGAAACCAGUAUGGUUAAACAUACAUUUUGUUAUAACAUUGAGAGUGAUACGUGGAAAGAAUUGCCUGCUACAAAUAUUAUUGAUUUUCCUGGAUCAAGUUUGGUCACCUUUGGAGAAAAAAUAUUUAUUACUGGAGGAUGUAAUGUUAGUUGCAGUAGGUCCAUACGACUCCAUAUUGCAGAAAGGUGUCAUGAUGCAACUGAUCAGUCAUGGUGCUAUUGUCCGAGGAGCAACAAUUUCAAUGCAGUUUCAUCAAUGAAAAACUCUCGGACCAUGCACACAUCAGUUAUCGCAAUGAACCAGCUUUUUGUAGUAGGUGGGAAAACCAGAGGAGCAAGAGAAAUCCGGACUCUUUUAAAUGUUGAAGCUUACAAUCCUCUUACCAAAGAAUGGAGAUCAGUGAGUCAUUUGCCAAGAGGGAUUUAUUAUCCAGAAGCAAGUGCCUGCAAAGACAUUAUAUAUGUCCUUGGAUCUGAGGUAGAAAUAGCUGAUGUGUUCAAUCCAUCAUUGGAUUGUUUCUUCAAGUACAAUGUAUCUUCUGAUCAAUGGUCAGAACUUGUUGCAGAAUUUGGCCAGUUUUUUCAUGCUACUCUAGUGAAAGCUGUCCCAGUAAACUGCACCUUGUAUAUUUGUGAUCUUUCUACUUACAAAGUCUAUAGUUUUUGUCCGGAUACCUGUGUUUGGAAAGGUGAGGGCUCAUUUGAAUGUGCAGGUUUCAAUGCUGGAGCUGUUGGGAUUGCAGACAAAAUUUAUAUUUUGGGUGGGGAUUAUGCUCCUGAUGAAAUUACAGAUGAGGUACAAGUGUACCACAGUAGUAGAUCUGAAUGGGAGGAAGUAUCUCCAAUGCCCAGGGCUUUAACAGAGUUUCAUUGUCAAGUGAUUCAGUUCAAUAGAUAUCAAGAUCCUUGGAAAGCUCUAUUAUAAUCACUUGUUAAUUGACAAAUUAUUUAGUCCAAGUAUUUAUUUAAAUUCUGUUUUUUUAAUUUAAACUCUUUUUAACUUAAAAUAUUAAUUUCCAAGCAUACAUUUUCCUUCCCCCAUGGCUUUUUGUGGCAAUUCAAUUUUUCUUACUAAGACCAGUUUCAAAAUUCCUGAUUUUAUUUAAUUACUUGAAUAUUGAAUUCAUUGGGUUCUGUGUCUGGAGUCAGAUGUAUGCUUCUACACCGACAGAAUUCUGAUUUCCAGCCCAGACCUUUGACUGUUUAGUACAAUAAUUUAACCACUUUACUGCAAUACUUCUUGGAUAGAGGCUGGAAUUUGAUUCCAUGUACACAGUACAUGUUCCUUAUCCAGUGAUCUAUCUUCAACUUGAGUUCUAUGUCAUUAAUUUUUACAGGCCCAUUGACAGUGUUUAAUCCUUUUCUUAUUUGAAGUACUUUUUCAUGCAUUUUGUAACAUACAUCAGUGGGGAGCAGUGAAUAGCUAUUCUCCCUUGGCAUGGGAACAACCUGGGGUUAAUUUUCAUUGUUUCCAACAUCGUAAGAGCAUAUUGACUUUCAAGCAUAAAUAAUAAACAUUAUUAAUGAGUAAACACUUGUUCACAGUUGUGAUGUAUAGCCUCCCCAACCCUGCCCUCUGAUAUUUUAGGCAAGUGUUAUGAAUGCAUUUCAAAAAGGAAUGUUCAUUCACCGAUUUUAAAAAAUGAUGGCUGGUUGUGUGUAUUUGUAAGGCUUUCAAUGAUCCGCAAAAUGAAUUCUCUAAUUCUGUGACAUCUUAGUGGUGCUCCUGGUGAGCCUCUUAAAGGCAAAAGUAUGCAUUUUCAUUCUUUAGAAUCACACUGGGAUCUCUAAAGAAUUGAUUAUGAAACUGUCUAGGAGAUGGCUGAUAUUAUCAUAUGCUUGCAGCUGUGUUCUGAGUACACAAGUUCAAUGCCACAAGGGCUUGAUAAAGCCAUCAAAAAGCAGUGAAUAUAUUUUUGUCUUUGUAUUUGACUUGCAUUACCUUUUGUGUUUAAGCGUAUAUGUGGCCAUCACUCCACUUACUUCUCUCCAUUUAAAAGACCAUAAGGCAUGGGAACAGAAUUAAACCAUUUGACCCAUCGGGUCUGCUCUUUCAUUAAAUCAUGGCUGAUCCUUUUCUCCUUUUCAGCCCCACUGCCCAGCCUUCUCCCUGUAGCCUUUGAUGCCGUCCCCAAUCAAGAAUCUUCCAUGCUCUGCCUUAAAUGCACCCAAUGACCUGGCCUCUAUAGAUGCCUAUGGUUAUACAUUCCAUAAAUUCACCGCCCUCUGACUAAAGAAAUUUCUGUACAUCUCUGUUUUAUGUGUGCGCCCCUCUACCCUGAGGCAGUGCCCUUUUGUCCUAGACUCUCCCGCCAUGGGGAACAUCCUUUCCACAUCUACUCUGUUUCAGCCUUUCAAUGAGAUCUCCCCUGAUCUUUCUAAAUUCUAAGACCCAGAGCUGUCAAACAUUCCUCGUAUGAUAAUCCUUUCAUUCCUGGAAUCAUCCUUGUGAACCUCCUCUGACCCUCUCUAAUGCCAGCACAUCUGAGGAGCCCAAAACUGUUCACAAUACUCAAGGUGAGGCCUCACCAGUACCUUAUAAAGCCUCAGCAUCACAUCCCUGCCCUUGUAUUCUACACCUCUUGGAAUGAAUGCUAACAUUGCAUUUGCCUUCCUUACCACCGGUUCAACCUGCAAGUUAACCUUUAGAGUGUUCUGCACAAGGACUCACAAGUCCCUUUACAUCUCAGAUUUUUGGAUUUUCUCCCCAUUUAGAAAAUAGUCUCCACAUUUAUUUCUUCUACCAAAGUGCACGACAAUACAUUUUCUAACUUUGUAAUUCAGUUGCCACUUUUGUGCCCAUUCUCCUAAUCUAAGUUCUUCUGCAGCCUACCUGUUUCCUCAACACUACCUGCCCCUCCACCCAUCUUCGUAUCAUCUGCAAACUUGGCAACAAAGCCAUCUAUUCCAUCAUCUAAAUCAUUGAUAUACAGCAUAAAAAGAAGUGGUCCCAACACCAAACCCUGCGGAACUCCACUAGUCACUGGCAGCCAACCAGAAAAGGAUCCUUUUAUUCCCACUCGCUACCUCCUACCAAUCAGCCAAUGCUCUAACCGUGCCAGUAACUUUCCUGUAACGCCAUGGGCUCUUAACUUGGUAAGCAGCCUCAGGUAUGGUACCUUGUCAAAGGCCUUCUGAAAGUCCAUAUUUACAACAGCCUCUGCAUUCCCUUUAUCUAUCUUAUAUGUAAUCUCUUCAAAGAGUUCCAACAGAUUCAUCAGGUAAGAUUAUUUUCCCUUAAGAAAACCAUGCUGACUUUGUCCUAUGUCACCACAUACUCCAUAACCUUAUUUUGAACAAUUGACUCGACUACUUCCCAACCACUGAGGUCAGGCUAACAGGUCUAUAAUGUCCUUUCUGCUGUCUUCCUCCUUUCUUUAAGAGUAGAGUGACAUUUGCAAUUUUCCAGUCCUCUGACACCAUGCUAGAGUCCAAUAAUUUUUGAAAGAUCGUUACUAAUACCUCCACGAUCUCUACCACUUUCCUCUUUCAGAACCUUAGGAUGCAGUUCAUCCUUGCGCAAGGGUGACUUGCGUACCUUAAAUCUUUCAGCUUUUUGAGCACCUGCUCUCUUGUAUUAGUAACUGCACUCACUUCUCUCCCCUCAUGCACUUCAACAUCUGGCUCACUGCUAGUGUCUUCCAUAGUGAGUACUGAUGCAAAAUACUCAUUUAUUUCAUCUGGUCUAGUCUGUCAUUGUACCAGCACUUUACCCUAUUCCAGUCACCUGUUGCAGAUGGUCUCACAUUAUGUGUCAAAAGGUAGUCUUUGUUCACUUGACUGCAAAUGGAAACUAUUCUUGAUUAUGGAAUUUACUCAUUUGCUUCUCACUGAAGCCCCACCAUUGCACAUGAAUAGCUCUCCCAUUCUUCUCUCAGCUUGUACUUCAUUCCAGCAUGCACACUAAAUGAAUUUGCUGCAGAGAUGUACAACUCCUCACAAGAUAGUUCUUCACAAGUACAUGUGAACAUUCCAACUCAUUGAAGGAAAAGUAUUUCAAUCUUGAAGGGUGUUGACCUUUUCUGAUUAUCGAUGAAAAACGUCAGUGACAAGCAGCUCAUGGCAACAGCAAGUUUGCUUUUCACAUUUGUUCUUUUACCAACUAACAUUUCUGUGCUGCCAGUCAUCUGUAUAACUUUUUCCAAAACAGAUGAACGUUCUCCCUUUGUAUUUGUUGCCAAGGUUCAGAGCCUUGAAGGAAAUCAGUCAUCAGAAGGGGGCACUGUUGUACUUUGGAGGCACCAACAUGUGAACUAACACUUCAGAUAAAUUUAUGGUGAUUUAGAACAUAGGUAGAACACAUGCUAGUGAAAAGAAAAGCUGAGGAUAUGGUUCAUUAUGGUAAAGUCUGGGUGUUUAGAUCUUUUCUCCAAAAGUCAGAAUGGUGACUUCAAAGGUUUGUCUGAUAGGAAGAAAAUUGUUUGAAAUUAUUGGUGGUAUUAUAAAAUACCUCUUAUUUGAUACAGAUUUUCAAAACAGCAUAUGAUCUUUGUGGAUGCCACAGCAGGCUCCUCUAGGUAGGAGACAGUGGCUUUACACUUUGAUUUCCAUCAGUUUGAUUUUAUUCAUUCACUUACUUUGAAGUAUCCACAAACUUCAAAAUCCUGAUGUUAACAAACUUGUGCUUUGUGUUCUGUGCAAAAGAGGAAGGUGGUACAUUUGUCAAUAAAUAGAGGUUUCAUAUUGUGCAGUGUAUGGACUUUGAUAAAUGAUUAUUAAUACAGGUGUGUGUAUUUGCAUGGGGAACAUUACACAAGAAAAAAAGGUAGCUAACAGUUAUGUAAGUUGUUUUCUUACUUCAUCCGACCCACUAAAUUUAUUAUCCUUGAGCCCUUUUUUAUUGGAUUUUUUUUUUUGCUGGUUCCUUUUUCUUUCUUUGAGCUACUAAAUUGGUCUGCAAACAUGUUGAGUUCUCUUCAUGGUCCACACUGAAGAAAUACAGUAUUCUGUCAAGGUACUGAAAGCUCCGUUUCAGGAUGACAUUUGUGUGCUCUUCCUAUAGUGUUCGAUGUGGUGCUUUUUGUCUAUCCCGUCAGCCAGAAAUGUUCCUUCAAAGAAAUGAUGAAGGAUCUGUACCAAGGGAUUAACCCCCUAUUGUUUGGUAAUAAUGUGCCUUUCAUUGGAUUGACAAAAUUUAUAUGCAUCAUGUUUGCUGCCAUAGAUAAGUAUUUUCAUUCAUUAAUUUCUCAUUAUGUGGGCAGCAUUGAUGAGGCCAGGGUUUACUGCUUAUUUAUAAUUGCCCUGGAGAAAGGUGGUGGAAUGCCACCCUUCUGAAUAACAGCAGUCUUCCCAGUGAAGGUAGACCCACAAUGCUGUUGGAUUUAGACCCAGUAACAAUGGAUCUUAAUAGUAUUUUCACAAAUUAGAAUGGUAUAUGAUUUGAAGGGAAACUUGCAGGUGAUAUUCCCAAGUUCUUUCUCUUAUUUAUUUUCAUUUUGAUGUAGGUCAUCUGUUUGGGAGUAUUGUAAGUGAGUAACUGCAGUGCUGUUUGUACAUACAGUCGGCCCUCCUUAUCCACGAAUUCUGCAUCCAUGAAUUCAAUCAACCACGAAUUGCGAAAGCUCAGAAGUGCUCUUCCAGCACUUGUUGCUCGAGCAUGUACAGACUUUUUUUCCUUGUCAUUAUUCCCUAAACAAUGCAAUAUAACAACUAUUUUACAUAGCAUUUACAUUGUAUUAGGUAUUAUAAGUAAUCUAGAGAUGAUUUAAAGUGUACGGGAGGAUGUGCGUGGGUUAUCGUGGAUCGGGAUCGAUAAAGAUCGGAAGUUCUCUUUACUAAGUAAGUCGGAACAGGUACAUCCGGUAUUAUUUAGCAUCAGUUAGUCAAACGUUUGCAUUUGUAUAUAGUAUAUAUUUUCCCUUUCUAUGCAUAUAAAACACUUAAGAACGUAUGUUUCAGCGCUGGACUCGGGAAGUUCCUGAGUUCGAUCUAGUGACAGAUCGCUAUGGAGUGUGCUCUCCACUGUGCCGGGUUGAUGUGGAGGAUCAAAAACCCAAAACUCCAAAACCCAAUAAUUAAACCACUGUGUUGCUUAGUAAUAAUUGUAGCUUUCAUCGGGACACAGCCUUUCUCACUUUAUCCUUUAAGAUUAUUCUGAUCGUUGACUGACGUAGCCUAACGCUUUUCCAUUGACCGAUGGCGUUUCACCUCUUUCCGAUUGCUUUAUUAUUUCCACUUUAUUUUCAGUUGUGAUCGUGAUUAUUUUCAUGAACGGAAACACUGUGGAUUCAGAUCUCUGCUGCUGGGUCUUGAUGUCUACCGCACUGAGACAGGUUAAAUAAGGUCUGGAGUUCUGCUGGGUCCUAAGAUCCACCGCAUUGAGACAGCUUGAAUAAAGGACUUGAGCAUCCGCAAAUUUUGGUAUUCGCGAGGAGUCCCGGAACCAAUCCCUUGCAGAUAAGGAGGGCCGAAUGUAGUACACACGGCAGCUACUGAACAAGAGUAGAAAGAAUGAAUAUUUAAGAUGAUGAAUAGGUGUCAAUUAAGAGGCUGUUGAAUUCUUUAUAUUCAUAAAAUUCAUCCAGGGUGUGACUUGUGCUCACUUCUCCCAACUUACUUCUUGAGUUCUACUUUUUGGUCAUAUUUAGGUUUGUGGUGAUGUCUCAGCCAAGUGGUCCCAGAAACUCUACUAAGCAUUGGCGAGCAACUUAUUUUGUAAGAGUAAUCGUACUGUCAGUCACCCCAUCUAUUGCACUUUUCCUUUUGAAGAAUGCUUUCUGAUCCUGUAACCUCACUGCCAUAAGAAGUGAAUUGAAAUAAUGUAGCUGAAGGCUAGCUUCUAAAAUGAGGGUGAUUCUUGGGGAAGUCAAGAUGGAUCAUUUAUUGUCCACUUUUGGUUUAACAUGUUGCAAAUGCUUCAGUGUUGACAUUACAACUUGCGAGCUGGCAAUAAAACAGUUGUUCUUUAAAAAGGAUUACCCUUUUGUUUUGAGGAAUGGCAGUGCAUGAUGAUCUUGUGUGCAGUCAUUUGUAAUUUGUUUCCAAGAACCUCUGAAAUUCCAAGAAUUUCAGUUCCAGAAUUUGUAACUGCUGACUAAAGGAGAAUUUGAUGUACUUAUUUUUAUGUACACUCAUUUGUUUGUUGCAGUUACAUUUAGGGCUAUGGUUACAUUAACACUCGCAGCUAAAAAACAUCGGCAGCUGGAGACAUGGCUAUUUGUUCUAUUUUAGAAGGCUGUGUUAGUCAGUUGCAGUUUAUUUUGAAAGUUACAGUACAAUACGAAACUUCCGUGAAGUAAACAUAAGCAAUCUCUGUUCUACAUAUUCCAUGUUCACCACAGCAAACCUGUAAACAAUUAUUGCCUCAUUUCCAAUCAGUGCUAUACAGUAUAUCAGUUUCCUUUCUUUCCCAUCUUAAGGAUGAUUUAAAUACCCACAUUUCUAGACUUUCAUUACUACAAAGUAAAAUUAAAUAAUGAAUGAAGCAGCAAAUAAACUUUUAAAAGCUCCACUUUCUGUCAGAUUCCUGGUGUAUAUGUUCCUUUAAAAAUUGUAACCAUUUAUCGUUUGCACUUGGCAUCAUCGAAUUUUAUUGAGUGCAUUUAUCAUUCAGCACAACUUGAUGUGAUGAGUCAGAUUAGUAUUUAAAUAUAAAAAUAAGCAGCUUCAGGAGAACACCUGAUAUUUCUUCAAAAUAAUGUGAACGUUUAAUUCUCAAGAUCUUGAUAGCUAUCUGAGAGUUAGAAUUCUAUACAGUAACUUUUUAUCACUAAUUUUUAUUGCAACACCAACAAAUUACAUUCAAUACAACCAGUUGCUGAUUACAUUUUGAAUGUUUAACCCAGCCACCCCAACCCUCAUCCCCAUUCCCCUCUCCACCCUUCUCUCUCUCCCCCCCCCCCCAGCCCAUCCCCUCCACCAACCAGCUGAAUAGUAGUGCUUACACAGACAGAGCAUUCCUAUUUUAACAGAGGAUCUUUUAAGUUAGAUAUCAAAUUUGUCCACAUUAAGAUUGUGUUUGGUCAUGCAUCAUUUACUCUUGCUGAUGAUAAUUCCAGGUAAGAAAUGUCCAAGAAGCUCCGAAGCCCAUGAGUACUUGAAGUAUCAUGAGGAGAUUUCCAACACUGGACUACAAUCUUCUUAGCUGCAGUGAGGCCUGUCAGUCAGAUUUUGUGGUCGUCAUUUAGAAGAUGUACAGCGAGGUCCAUUGGUAAUUGUACCCCCAUUAGUUCUGUAAGAGUACUGAUAGCCUUCCCCACAAACCAAAAACCCCUGGACGUUCCCAUACAAUGUAUAUAAAUGAGCCAAUGGUUUUGUGGGGGCAAAAUGAGCAAUAUGGGUCAGGAACCAGUCCCAUUUGAUGUCUAAUUCUUGGUGUUAGAUAUGCUCUAUGACAAAAUUUCAAGUGUAUAUACCAAUGAUUUGGGUUUUUUGAAGCACUGGCAGCAUUAUACCAAAUCGCAUCCCAGUCUAAGUGUCCCGAUUCAGAUAUGUCCCUAUCCCAGGCUUUCAUUCCUGUUGUGGGCAUAUAUUUCUGGGAGUUUAAUUUAUCAUAGAUAUAUGACACUGUCUGUCUUGGAAAACUCUGUACCCAACUUAAAAUGGAGUGGUCCUUUAAAUCUGAUCCCCAGGGAACCCCGUAGGUUCUACAAGCUGAUCUUAUUCUAAAGUAGAAGAACAGAGAGUAUUUAAAAAUAUUAUAUCGAGAUACCAGUUCUUGAAAGCUAAGGGUAGUACUUGCCCCAUUAAUAUCUUGAAGAGUAUUAAUACCUUUAUCUUCCCAAGUUCUGUUAGUGAAUGGUUUCCCUCAGAUAGAAAAUUAUUCUUGUUCCAUAAUGGAGAUGAUUUGCACCAUACGCUUUUAAAUUUUAGGAAUUUUUUCUGCUGUUUACAGUAACUUUUUAUAAAUAUGCAUGCACAUUGCAUAAUAUCUUUAAAAAUUGCUGCAAUUUAUAUAGCACUUCCGACAAAAACAAAAUACCAUAUGGCAUGUCAGAUCAUUAAAAGACACAAUUAACACCAAACAACAUAAGGCAGUAUUAGGAACUUUAGAAGAAAGGUUUAAGGAGAGAUUACAGAUCUCAUUACUUGUGUACAGCAUUUAGUGGUAGAGCAUUAAAUAUCAGGGGCAAGUUUUAUAAAAAAAAACAAAAUGAGAACUAGAAAUAUCACCAGGCUGGAGUGAGUCACAAACAUUAAGAAGGAAAAUCAGGAUGAGAAUUCUGGAUCAGAAGCUAGGAUAUUCUGGAGACAAUAGAGGUGUGACUUAGGACAGGCUCAAUUUUGAUCUCAGGUUUACAGAGAGUACAUAAAUUGAUUAGAGCAUAAUCUUAAAAUUCUGCAUGGUUAAAUAUUACUACAAAUUGUCGUCUGUAUUUUAUAUCAUAACGUAAAAUCUAUAGAAGCGUUGAGAACUGAUGAAUAAAAAAUGAACAAGCUCAAAAGAAAUGUGGAGAUUUUAAUUUAAUUUUCACUUUAGGCAGAAUAAAACAUUUGGUUAAGGACUGGCACUAUUUGAGUUAAUAGACAGCUAUCAGUUUUCUCUCCAGCCCUACAGGAAGUGAACACUAACAAUCAUCUCAUGUUCUUGAUAAUUAUUGUUUGUUUAUUUACUAUUAAAUAAAUAUAUAUAAGCAAUAAAAUAAGCAAGAUUGUGGACAGCGAAGAAGACUAUCAUGGUUUGCAGCAGGAUCUAGACCAGCUGGAGAACUGGGCUGAAAAAAUGGCAGAUGGAAUUUAAUGCAGACAAGUUGGAGUUCUUGCACUUCAGUAGGACCAACCAAGGAGUGCAGUAGAACAAAGGGAUCUGGAAAUACAGGUCCAUAAAUCAUUGAAGGUGGUGUUACAGAUAGAUAGGGUCAUAAAGAAAGCUUUUGGCACAUUGGUUGUCAUAAAUCAAAGUAUCGAGUACAGGAAAUGGGAUGUUUUGUUGAAGUUGUAUGACAUUGUGUGGCUUAAUUUGGAGUAUUAUGUGCAGUUUUGGUCACCUACGUACAGGAAAAAUACAAAUAAGGUUUAAAUGAGUACAGAGAAAAUUUACAAGGUUAUUGCCAGGUUUGGAGGACCGAGUUAUCUGAAAAAAAUUGAAUAGGUUAGAACUUUAUUCCUGGAGCAUAGAAGAUUGAGAGGAGAUUUGAUAGAGGUGUACAAAUUUAUGAGGGGUAUAGAUAGGAUAAAUGCAAACAGGCUUUUUCCACUGAGGUUGGAUGGGACUACAACUAGAGGACAUAGGUUAAGGGUGGGAGGUGAAAAGUUUAAGGGGAACAUGAGUGGAAGCUUUCUUACUCAGGGUUGUGAGAGUGUGGAAUGAGCUGCCAGCACAAGUGGUGCAUAUAGGAUAUGGAGGGCUAUGGUCCUGAUGCAGGUUGAUGUGAAUAGACAGUUUAAAUGGUUUGACACAGACUAGAUGGGCCAAAGGGCCUGUUUCUGUUGUAUUUUUCUGGUACUCUGACUUAUUAUUGUAAUUUUUUUUAUUUCUUUCUUUUUGUAUUUGUUCAGUUGUCUUUUGCACAUUGGUUGUUUGUCCUGUUGCAUUAUGGUCUUUAAUUGGUUCUAUUGUGUUUCUUGUAUUUACUGUGAUAAUAAAUUUACUUUGAACGCUGAUAACUUUGGUCCAUAUUGUUGCUUGGAAACUCAAUGGAGUUUUCACAAUUUCCUACUAGUAACUUUGGAAGCCUUGAGAGUUGCUUUGUUAAUGGCCAUUGAGGUCACUUCUUUAGACAUGUCCUGAAGAUGUACUUGUGAAUUCUGGCAACCCUAGCUGAAAUUUUAACUAUCUAAGCAUAACUAGCUGAAAAUGAAAUCAUGUUUUUCAAGUAAUUUUAAUUAAAAAUGCAUCAUUAUCAUUAUAAUUGGUGUUCUAUUCUUUAAGUUUAGAUAUAUGAACAAUUUCUUCUUUACAAAGUGCAGUUCUGUUCUUUGCAUAUCAUCAAUGAUACUAUAGCAAUGAUGGAAGGGAGCUGAAAAUACAUAAAGAGUAAUAUACCAGACAGAAAGCAAUGGGUAACAUAGUGACAAAGCUAGUAGAGCCAGUGCCUGAUUGCUCCAAAGAUCUGGGUUCAAUUCUGAUGAUGUUCUUGUUCUAAUAUUCCUGUGACUAUCUCAAUUUCCUAUUUCCUUCCACCAUUCCAACAAUAUCUGUACUGGUAAAUUACCCUCAGUGUGUUGGUGGAUGGUAAAAGCUUGAGGAAAUGCGAAAUGAAUGUUUACAGGAAAAAGAAGUAGAUGAAUGGGUUUGCUGUGUAAUCUGCCUUUGAUUGAAUGAACCAAAAUGACCCCCCCCCCCCCAAUGUAAAGAAAUAAAGUAAAUAUGACAUGGUUUUUUGCUUUCAUUUUUAAGGCAAAACAGGUCUGAGAGGUAUUUUGCCUUCGAUGAUGACAAAGAUUCUUCAUCCUGAUUGACUGAUAAUAUUGAACCAUAAUGAUCAGGGAAAUGAAGAAGUAUUUUACAUGUUGUAUUACUACCCAGGAAAUUUCAUUUUCUGAUAAAAGUUUUAAAUUACCAAUCGUAAAAGGACAAUUUCAAUCAUAUUAAUAUAAAAUAUUAAAAAAUGAAAUUAGUCAUUAUACAUGUGUUUUUGUGAGCAAAUGAACAUUAACGUUGAUAAAUAGUAGUCCUCUACAUAUGAAGGUUAUUUACAAUAGCAGUAGCUAGCAACUUUAUUAUCUGUGAAUGUCAAAAAUGAAAGCUCAGGUUUACAUCUGGUUUAAAAUAUAAAAAGGCUGAACAGUUUAAAAUGAUGUUUACUAGUAGAAUCGUAAUUUUUUUGUUAAGCAGUAGUGUUUUGUAAUAUAUGAAUGCAAUUUGUAAGUACAGAAAUGCUUCCCCUGUGCAACCCACUGUAAAAUUGCUGCAACCAAAUACAAAGGGUUAUUGCUACUAUCUUCCUCAAGGUGACUUUUUAACAGUGAGCUUCCAAAUCAAAUAUUGAAUUGACUGCACUGUUUUAUGCAUAAAUCUUUCAUACAGUUUUGGAAUACAAUGUUGUUGUGAACACACACAAAAUGCUGGAGGAACUCAACGGGUCAGACAGCAUCUAUGGAAAAAUACAGUCAGUGUUUCAGGCCAAGACCCUAUGAAGUGUUUGCGCCCAAAAUGUCAACUGUACUCUUUUCCAUAGAUGCUGCCUGGCCUGCUGAGUUCCUCAGGCAAUUUGUGUGUGUUGCUUGGAUUUCCAGCAUCUGCAAAUUUUCUUUUGAAAUUGUAGUGAACCCUUCCUUACAUCAAUGUAUAUUUCCAAUGAAUGUGAUGGAAAUUCCAUUUGAAAUGAGUGUACAAUGAUACAACUAAUGUAUAAACUAGCAAGUUAUUUCAGCUAAUGCUUUUAAAAAGUGAUUUGGGACACGUAUGCUUUAAAUUGAUGCAGUUGUGUUUUAACUAAAAUAUUUGAUAAAGCUGAAAAUGAAGUUGCUCCUGUCUAAGAAGCAACUUGGAUCUGCUUCAGUUUGCUUCACGCCACAACAGGUCAACAGCAGAUGCCAUUUCAUUGGUUCUUCACUCAACCCUGGAACAUCUGAACAGCGAAGAUGCCUACAUUAGGAUACUCUUCAUUGACUACAGUAAGUAUCAAGACCUUGACCUCAACACCUUGUGUAACUGGAACCUCGAUUUACUCACUUGCAGACCCAGUCGGUUUGAAUUGGCAACAACAUCUCCUCCACAAUCACCAUCAGUACAGUUGCACCACAAGACUGUGUGCUUAGCUCCUGGCUUUACUCACUUUAUACUUAUGACUGAGGCUAAGCACAGCUCCAAAACUAUAUUUAGGUUUGUUGAUGACACUGCUUUAAUUGGCCAAAUCAAAGAUUUUAAGGGAUAGCAUACAUGAGAGGGAUUGAGAAUCUGGCUGAGUGAUGCCACAACAAUUUUUCACUCAAUGUCUGCAAGACCAAGGAACCGAUAAUUGACUUCAGGAGGAGGAAACUGGAGAUCCAUGAGCUAGUCCUCAUUGGGGGAUUAGAGGUGGACAGGGUCAGAAACUUUUAAUUUUCUUGGUGUUAUCAUUUCCGAGGAUCUGUCCUGGGUCCAGCACGCAAGUGCCAUUAUGAAGAAAGCACAGUAGCACCUCUUAAAAAAAAUUUGUAAAGAUUUAGCAUUGCAUCUAAAACUUUAACAAACUUUAUAAAUGCAUGGUGGAGAGUAUAUUGACAGCUUGCAUCAUGGCCUGAUAUGAAAACACAAAUGCCCUUGAAUAGAAAUGCUUACAAAAAGUAGUGGAUACAGCCUUGUCCAUCACAGGUGAAGCCCUCCCCACCAUUGAAUACGUGUACAAUAGUGCUGUCGCAGGAAAGCAACAUCCCUCAUCGUGGACCCCCAUCAUCCAGGCAAUUCUCUUUUCUCAUUGCUACCAUCAGGAAGAAAGCACCGCUGUCUCAGGACCCACUCAACUUCACUUGCCCUAUCACUGAAAUGUUCUAACAAUCUAUGGAUUCACUUUCAAGGACUCUUCAUCUCAUGUUCUCAAUAUUGAUUGCUUAUUUAUUAUUAAUAUUGUAUUUUUAUUCUUCUCAACUCAAGCUAGCAAAACCUGAGGUAUGGGCGUAGCCAAGCACACUCACUUCUCAAUUGCUGGGAACUUCUGGACUAUUCUUUUAUUAUUAUCUUUAUUUUUGUAUUUGCACAGUUGGUUGUCUUUUGCACAUUGAUUGUCCUGUUGGGUGCAAUCCUUCAUUGAUUCUCUUCUGUUUCUUGUAUUUACUGUGAAUGCCUGCACAAAAAUAAAUCUCAGGGUUAUAUAUGUAUUUCGAUAAUUAAUUUACUUUGAACUUUGAAAAUGAUUUGAAAUGUCUUUUCUGCUUAAAGUCAUCACUAACUUAUUAAAAGUGUGCUAAAAUCCAAUGAUAAUUAAUGUAAUCACAGCUCAUCCCUUCUGCCUGCAUAUUCUUCCAUACCUAUACCCUUCCUGCAGCGCUCCACCCUCACCAUUCCCAACACUCUAUACUCCUUCCAGAUUUACAAGCUCGCUCUCUGAUCCACAUUGACAAUUCCUGCAUGUCCAGAUUCACCCCAAUGAAUUCUAAGUGUCACAAAUGAUAACUUUUCUCUAGAUCCCUCAAAAUAGAAACCGUUAGCCUUCCUAAUAGACCUUCAGUGACUAAAUGCUGUAUUUCUGUUUCAGCUAGGAGGGCCUCUAAUUCACAGUGCUGUUGGUGUCUGCAGUCCUUUGCCAUUUGAAACAAUAUUUUUGACUCCUUUCCAAAGUGAACAGUUUGGCACACAUAUAUAUAGCUAGGGUGCUUACGACUUUUGCACAAUAAUAUAUUUAUCAAAAGGAGCAGUGCAAAAUGGCAAAAUAUUUAAAUGUGAUCGUUUUGGAAUUCUGUGUAAAACUAUUUAACUUUAUUAACCACAAUAAAAUAAAUGAAUUACUCAAGUUGUUAUCUCCUUAAAUUUGCUAUUUGGCUUUGAAGAAUAUGGCAAUAAAACUUGUGCUGCACCACCUUCUCCCGAAGUUUAAUGUAUCUGGGAUGCUGAAAUAAAGCCUAUAAUAAGUAAUAUGCUUUUACACUGGAGUGCAUGCUGCAUUGUUUAGACCCAAAGAGGAUGAAGAAUUUUAGGCUGCAGAGCAACAGUAAGAUUCAGGAGUUUAGCAUGCUGUCAAUGCAGUCAAUUAAUAGUGAAGAAGCAUGUUCAUGUAUGUUCUUUCUCACAUUGCACCAACUGUCAUUUUAUUUACCUAAUCUAGUCCUGAAUGUAAUCCAAAGCACACUGUAUAUUCAUGGAUGGAGCAUUUACAUGGAUCAAGACCGAUAAUAAACCUGUAAAAACUGAAGGAUGUAUCACUUGCAUUUCAAUCUUUUUUUUGCUAGUUUCAGGGUCAGACAAGGAAAGUGGAAAGAUGUUAUCAAUAGUAAAAAGAAGGCCAAAAAAAUUGAAAACAGUACUUGGUUUUAAAGCACACUAUUAGAGGGUAAGGUUUGAAAAUAGUAAAGGAAUUUUUCAAGAAGCUGGACUCAAAAGUUGGGUUUAUUGUCAAAAGUACUUGUCAGCACAGCUGUAAUGAAAAACUAGCAGCAUCACGUGCACAUAGCGUCAGAAACACAUUUCCAAGUAAAGCAUAAAUUAUACACAAUUUUACAAGAAAAAAUACAAUUAGAAUUUUUGUAGAAGUCUGGUAAUGCAAAGUGUCCAUAUUGUUGCUAUACUGAGAUAGUGAUUAGGGUUAUACAGGUUAACUCAAGAACCAAGUGGUUGAAGCUGUUCUUGAAUGUCGUGUUGUGGGACUAAAGUACCCCCUGCCCUUUGGUAGCUAUAAGUCAACAGUCCUUAAAGGCAUUACUGGAAGCUGUUUGAAAACAAUCUUGAAAACCUUUUCAGAAUUAAAAUUUUUUAAUUUAAAAUUUGAAAUGUCCUGACUAGCAAGUUGUAUUGAUGGCAACUAAUGUGGCAAGUAUAACUUGCUGAUUAUUCAAGAGAGGCCCAAUGCUGAUCUUGACUGGCCUUGAUCAUAUACAGCAUAAGUAAUCAUAGAAUCAUCAAAUUGAGGUUA
Messenger RNA from Hypanus sabinus (Atlantic stingray), 20314 nucleotides. RefSeq names its product kelch repeat and BTB (POZ) domain containing 3 (gene kbtbd3). Lineage: Eukaryota; Metazoa; Chordata; Chondrichthyes; Myliobatiformes; Dasyatidae. The transcript has 2 exons. The record is from RefSeq and is a predicted model, not a curated record. The coding region runs from base 4177 to 5811 and encodes 544 amino acids. Gene Ontology annotation, molecular function: protein binding.